Chenopodium quinoa (quinoa) is the source of this 1854-nucleotide messenger RNA. Its product is annotated as LRR receptor-like serine/threonine-protein kinase EFR. Gene Ontology annotation, biological process: protein phosphorylation. The record is from RefSeq and is a predicted model, not a curated record. Bases 1 to 1854 code for a protein of 617 amino acids. The transcript is spliced from 8 exons. Gene Ontology annotation, molecular function: protein kinase activity; ATP binding; protein binding. Lineage: Eukaryota; Viridiplantae; Streptophyta; Magnoliopsida; Caryophyllales; Amaranthaceae.
AUGCCUCUCUUCACCAUCUUUCCCUUGUUGUAUAUUACAAACACAAUUAUCAUAGGUAUCCCAACAAUUGCGAUCUCUGAUUCCUCCUUUAAAGGGAAUGAAACAGAUCAUUUCACGUUAUUAGCCAUCAAAGCUAAGAUAACCUCUGAUCCUCAAAGAGUGCUGAGUUCUUGGAAUGAGUCUACCAAUUUUUGCCUGUGGGAAGGUGUCACAUGUGGCCGUCGCCACAAAAGAGUGACAGUACUGAAUCUAACUGAGAAAGGAUUGGUAGGGAAACUAUCACCUUUUGUAGGAAACCUGAGUUUUCUGCACGCUCUUAUACUGACAAACAACACUUUCUGCGGCCACAUUCCUCCUGAAGUUGGUCGUCUUUCUAGGCUGCAAACUCUUAACCUGUAUCACAAUUCAUUCGAGCAAGAAAUCCCUGCAAACAUCUCUCGUUGCAUGCAGCUUAAGAUUCUUGAGUUGGGUUACAACAAACUCACUGGGAAUAUUCCUUCCCAACUUUCCUUGUUGUCCAAACUAGAAGUCCUCGGACUUGACUGCAACAACUUAACAGAUACUGAGGGACCUUCUGGCUUUCGAGGAAGAAUCCCAAAUUUUAUAGGGAAGUUCAAAGACCUCCAAGUUCUUGCACUUGGAGGAAAAUUCAUGCUGGAUGGAAGAAAUAUGAAGAACCUGUCGCAGGUACUUCUAUAUGAUGCCAUUUUUGGAAGAGGAAAAGCUAACGAUCUCUGUUUUAUAGACAAUCUAGUGAACUGUAGUCGCUUAGAAAUCUUGUUGUCUUCAGGAAAUUACUUUGGCGGGAUGCUUCCUCAGUCUGUAGCCAAUCUAUCUACCAAACUCCGAUGGCUAGAUUUUAGUAGCAAUCGAUUGUCAGGAAACAUUCCUUUGGGGAUGAGUAGUCUUUUGAACCUACAAUAUCUUCAUCUAAAUGAUAAUCAAUUCACUGAACUAUUCCAGCUGACAUUGUCCGGUACUAUUCCAACUAGUCUUUCUGAAUGUAUUGCUCUUACAAAUUUGUCUUUGAAAGGUAACUCCUUUUCGGGAUUCAUCCCUCCAUCUUUUAGUCAUUUGGAAGGUCUUCAUAAUGUCGAUCUCUCUUGUAACAAGUUGACUGGACAAGUGCCAAAAUACUUCUUCAACUUCUCCUCCAUGGUUUUGCUGAAUUUGUCUUUCAAUAACCUUGAGGGCGGAGUUCCAACCAAAGGAGUUUUUGCUAAUCUUAGUGUAAUAUCAAUUGUUGGGGUAGCUAUUGUGACAUCGCUUUAUCUGAUUUGUACAAAACGUCGAAGCAAAGCUUCAGUUUCAGGGCUCUUGUUUAAGGAACCAUUCAUAAAAGUGUCAUAUGACAUGCUUCUCAAAGCCACUGAUGGGUUUUCUACUGAGAACAUGAUUGGUUCAGAAAAGGUUGUUUCUAUAAAAGUGAUUAACAAUCAGCGCCGAGGAGCCUGUAAGAGCUUUGUAGCAGAAUGUGAGGCCUUGAGAAUUAUCCGCCAUAGGAAUAUUGUGGGAGUCAUCACUGCUGCUCUAGUAUUGACUUUCAGGGAAAGGUUAAAUAUAGCCAUAGAUGUAGCACAUGCCCUAGACUACAUCCACAACGGCAUUGGUACUUCUAUCAUCCAUUGCGAUCUAAAGCCCACCAAUAUUUUGCUUGACGAUGACAUGACUGCCCACAUUGGAGAUUUCGGGUUGGUGAAGCUUAUUCCAGAAAUAGCUGAGCAACUCUAUAACAGUAGCACUAUAGGAGUUAGAGGCACUGUUGGCUAUACUGCUCCUGAGUACGGCCUUGGAUCUUCAGUGUCUGCAGCAGGUGAUGUGUACAGUUACGGAAUCAUUUUGCUAGAGAUGUGA